Paramecium tetraurelia is the source of this 846-nucleotide messenger RNA. RefSeq lists its product as uncharacterized. Gene Ontology annotation, molecular function: saccharopine dehydrogenase activity. NCBI's taxonomy places the organism in Eukaryota, Ciliophora, Oligohymenophorea, Peniculida, Parameciidae. Gene Ontology annotation, cellular component: cytoplasm. The record is from RefSeq and is a predicted model, not a curated record. The transcript has 2 exons.
AUGGAAGGAUAUCCAAACAGAGAUAGUUUACCAUAUUAAGAAUUGUACGGUUUGAAGGAUUGUUAGAAACUAGUGAGAGGCACUUUAAGAUAUCAAGGACAUUGUGUGUUGAUGGCAGCAAUGAAGGCUUUGGGAUUCGCAUCAGAGGAGGUCAUCAAAGUUGAUAGAGAGAUAAGUUGGUUCGAAUAUUUACUGAGCAAUAUAAGGUUUGAGUCUUGUUCAACUAUGUUUUUGGCCAAUCAUCACAUUACUCAAUUGGCUAAUACUAUCGAUUAGAAGGUGUUUACGUUAGCUUAAUUGGAAACAUUGUUGACCAAAGUGUUCAAUCGUGUGUUCUCUUAAUACUAUUACAAAGAUAAAAGUGAAGAAUAAUUAUACAAGGAUGCAGAAUAAAUAACUUAUACUUUGAAGUGGAUGGGAGUGUUCGAUCCUAAAAACUUGAUAUUGAACAAUGUAACUCAUGUCCACAACUUUGCUGCUCAUCUAUAAACUCUUAUGAAUUAUAAAUAGGGUGAAACCGAUUUGGUAGCCAUGCAACACAUCUUCAAAAUUGUUUAUCCCAAUGAUCCAAGAGUGUAUGUCAAAAAGUCCACUAUGGUGAAGAUUGGACAUCGAAAUGGAAAAUCUGCCAUGGCCAUUACAGUGGGUGUCCCAACUGCUGUAGCUACUUAGUUGAUUCUGGAUGGAUAGAUCAAGGUCACUGGAGUUCAUAUGCCAAACAUCUCAGAGAUCAACACUCCGUUGUAUGAGGAACUCAAGAAGGAGGGCAUCUAUUGUGAGGAGGAAGAUUAUUGAGAUUGCAGUUAUCUGAAUAUGUAUAGAUUAUUCCAAUUUAAUAUUUUAUCA